Molecule: messenger RNA, 1896 nt
Organism: Salvelinus fontinalis (brook trout)
Lineage: Eukaryota; Metazoa; Chordata; Actinopteri; Salmoniformes; Salmonidae
Product: dentin sialophosphoprotein-like
Exons: 2
Coding region: 1-1896 (631 amino acids)
Source: RefSeq, a predicted model, not a curated record
AUGUUGCAACAAUAUUUAUUCGCUUAUAAAGCACACAAACACAACUUUCUCCGCUCCUUGGUCCAAAGUAGUGAUGACGUCAUUAACAGUAGCGACGACGUCAUUAACAGUAGCGACGACGUCAUUAACAGUAGCAACGACGUCAUUAACAGUAGCGACGACGUCAUUAACAGUAGCGCCGACGUCAUUAACAGUAGCGCCGACGUCAUUAACAGUAGCGAUGACGACGUCAUUAACAGUAGCGACGACGACGUCAUUAACAGUAGCGACGACGUCAUUAACAGUAGCGCCGACGUCAUUUACAGUAGCGACGACGUCAUUAACAGUGGCGACGACGUCAUUAACAGUAGCGACGACGUCAUUAACAGUAGCGACGACGACGUCAUUAACAGUAGCGACGACGUCAUUAACAGUAGCGUCGACGACGUCAUUAACAGUAGCGAUGACGUCAUUAACAGUAGCGACGACGACGUCAUUAACAGUAGCGACGACGACGUCAUUAACAGUAGCGCCGACGUCAUUAACAGUAGCGCCGACGUCAUUAACAGUAGCGCCGACGUCAUUAACAGUAGCGACGACGUCAUUAACAGUAGCGACGACGUCAUUAACAGUAGCGAUGACGACGUCAUUAACAGUAGCGACGACGUCAUUAACAGUAGCGACGACGUCAUUAACAGUAGCGACGACGUCAUUAACAGUAGCGACGACGUCAUUAACAGUAGCGAUGACGACGUCAUUAACAGUAGCGACGACGUCAUUAACAGUAGCGAUGACGACGUCAUUAACAGUAGCGACGACGUCAUUAACAGUAGCGCCGACGUCAUUAACAGUAGCGAUGACGACGUCAUUAACAGUAGCGAUGACGACGUCAUUAACAGUAGCGACGACGUCAUUAACAGUAGCGACGACGUCAUUAACAGUAGCGACGACGUCAUUAACCGUAGCGACGACGUCAUUAACAGUAGCGCCGACGUCAUUAACAGUAGCGAUGACGACGUCAUUAACAGUAGCGGCGACGACGUCAUUAACAGUAGCGAUGACGACGUCAUUAACAGUAGCGACGACGACGUCAUUAACAGUAGUGACGACGACGUCAUUAACAGUAGCGACGACGUCAUUAACAGUAGCGACGACGACGUCAUUAACAGUAGCGUCGACGACGUCAUUAACAGUAGCGAUGACGACGUCAUUAACAGUAGCGCCGACGUCAUUAACAGUAGCGACGACGUCAUUAACAGUAGCGUCGACGACGUCAUUAACAGUAGCGACGACGACGUCAUUAACAGUAGCGAUGACGACGUCAUUAACAGUAGCGCCGACGUCAUUAACAGUAGCGAUGACGACGUCAUUAACAGUAGCGACGACGUCAUUAACAGUAGCGACGACGACGUCAUUAACAGUAGCGAUGACGUCAUUAACAGUAGCGACGACGUCAUUAACAGUAGCGACGACGACGUCAUUAACAGUAGCGCCGACGUCAUUAACAGUAGCGAUGACGACGUCAUUAACAGUAGCGACGACGUCAUUAACAGUAGCGUCGACGACGUCAUUAACAGUAGCGACGACGACGUCAUUAACAGUAGCGAUGACGACGUCAUUAACAGUAGCGCCGACGUCAUUAACAGUAGCGAUGACGACGUCAUUAACAGUAGCGACGACGUCAUUAACAGUAGCGACGACGACGUCAUUAACAGUAGCGACGACGUCAUUAACAGUAGCGACGACGACGUCAUUAACAGUAGCGAUGACGACGUCAUUAACAGUAGCGACGACGUCAUUAACAGUAGUGACGACGUCAUUAACAGUAUGGCUCAGAUGGAGCAUGGCUCCUGCGUCAGGAUAGUGGGUUCCUCUCCCGGGGACACCCCCCUAUAUGUAAAACGUAUGCAUGCAUGA